AUGAGCUUCAAUCUGCCGCAGAACGUGCCCGACUUUUCGACCCAGGUCCGCAAGGCCGAGGACUCGGUCUGGACGCGCGCAACGGGCUCGUCGGCGGCCUUGCGCGGUGGUCGACGGCUGCCGUCGAGCGAUCUGCCAAUGUACAAGGACAAGCCUCAGCGACGGGCUGGCAAGGGCUCGCGAUGGACCGGUGUCAUCUUUUUGUUUGGAGUGCUUGUCGUGAUGUUUAUCUUUGUCACGAGCGCGUCGGAUUCGGAUGAGACCGAGGAAGGUGGUUCGUGGUCGCUGUUCGGGGGCAGCAAGAGCUCGGGCGCGCUGUCGUCGAAGGCGAAGCAGGCGCUGAUUAAGGAAGCGUUUGUCGAGUCGUGGGAUGACUACGCAAAGCAUGCGCUUGGAAAGGAUAUUUAUCAUCCGAUUUCGAAAAAAUCCCGAAACAUGGCGCCGGAGGGACUUGGGUGGAUCGUGGUCGACUGUCUGGACACGAUGAUGCUCAUGAACCUCGAGGAGCCGCUGAAGACGGCGCGAUCGUGGGUCGAGCACAAUCUGACGUACGAUCAGGAUUAUGCAGUCAACACGUUCGAGACGACGAUCCGCAUGCUCGGCGGGUUGCUCUCUGCGCACUACAUGUCCAACUACGACGAUCUCUAUCUCGAGAAAGCGGUCGAUCUCGCGAACCGGCUGAUUGGCGCGUUCGAGUCGCACUCGGGGGUGCCGUACGCGAGCGUGAAUCUGCAUACGAGCGUGGGCGUCAGUUCGCACGACGACAUGGGCGCGAGCAGCACGGCAGAGGUGGCGUCGCUGCAGCUCGAGUUCAAGUACGUGGCCAAGCUCACGGGCGAGGCGCUUUAUUGGGAAAAAGCCGAGCAGGUCAUGAAGGUGAUUGACGAGAACCAUGCGCGGGAUGGGCUUGUGCCGAUUUUCAUCAGGCCCGACACGGGAAAGUUCCAGGGAGCGAAUAUUCGACUGGGCUCGCGCGGGGACUCGUACUAUGAGUAUUUGCUGAAGCAGUACUUGCAGACCUACAACAAGGAGACUGCUUAUCGAAAGAUGUACGAUGAGGCCAUGACAGGGGUGAAGAAGCGCCUGGUGCAAAAGUCGAAACCGAACGGGUUCACGUUCGUAGCCGAGCUCGACCACGGGUGGGAUAAUCCGACGCUGCCAAAGAUGGACCAUCUCGUGUGCUUUCUGCCGGGAAAUCUCGCUCUGGGGUCUACGAACGGACUACCGCUGAAGAUGGCGCAGCGAACGAGUUGGACGGCGCAGCAGGCGUCAGAUCUAAAGCUGGCAAAGGAGCUGAUGCGGACGUGCUACGAGAUGUAUGCGGUGACCAAGACCGGGAUUGCACCAGAGAUUGCGUUUUUCAACACGGACGAUAGCAGUACGACUGAUAUUACAAUCAAGUGGCAGGACUCGCACAACUUGCAGCGACCAGAGACGGUGGAGUCGCUGUUUAUCAUGUGGCGGAUCACGAAGGAUCCGAUUUAUAGGGAGUGGGGAUGGAAUAUCUUUGAGGCGUUCCGCAAGUACGAGAGGGUGUUGGAUGGGAACGGGUAUUGCUCUUUAGAGAGUGUGAACGAGAUCCCGCCGCGGUUCAGAGAUAAUAUGGAGUCGUUUUGGUUGGCCGAGACUUUAAAGUAUCUGUACUUGUUGUUUGAGGACGAUGAUACGGUGUUGCCGCUUGAUAAGGUUGUGUUCAACACGGAGGCGCACCCGUUCCCAAAGUUCAAGAUGGAGCCGCUGUUCAAGACGGGAUGGGAGAGGACCGAGAAGAGCGCCGAGGAGGUUAAAAGGAGUGUGGAGGAGGCUAUUUUUGAGAAGAAGGAGGAGCUCAAGAUUCCAGAGGAUCCGAAGGCGAGUGAGGGUGGGAGUGAGGGUGAGGGUGAGAGUGAGAAUGUUGUGUAA
Messenger RNA from Myxozyma melibiosi, 1902 nucleotides. RefSeq names its product glycoside hydrolase. The transcript is spliced from 2 exons. NCBI's taxonomy places the organism in Eukaryota, Fungi, Ascomycota, Lipomycetes, Lipomycetales, Lipomycetaceae. Gene Ontology annotation, cellular component: endoplasmic reticulum; membrane. Gene Ontology annotation, molecular function: calcium ion binding; mannosyl-oligosaccharide 1,2-alpha-mannosidase activity. Gene Ontology annotation, biological process: mannose trimming involved in glycoprotein ERAD pathway; carbohydrate metabolic process. The coding region runs from base 1 to 1902 and encodes 633 amino acids. The record is from RefSeq and is a predicted model, not a curated record.